Linum tenue is the source of this 768-nucleotide messenger RNA. Lineage: Eukaryota; Viridiplantae; Streptophyta; Magnoliopsida; Malpighiales; Linaceae. The record is from the annotation of a GenBank genome assembly.
AUGUCUCUUCCAGCUAUGACGAUCAUCAUCUCCGUCGUAACGACGACUUUACUGAUCGCCAGUACCGCUUGCGGCUCCCAACUCCAGGUCGGGAGCCCCAAAGUACAAUACAUCGUGACCAACAACGCCAACCACACCCUGGGCGGGGCCCGAUUCAACAAGCAGAUCGGGCCCAACACCGCGGCCCAAAUACUCUACUCCGCGACCAACUUCACAUGGGCCGUGUUCGACCAGGCCAACAACCCACUGGACCGGAAGAACAUAACCUCGAUCACCCUCCUCAUCGAAGACAUUGGGGGGAACAACGGCAGCACCGCCGCGGCGGCGCAGACCAACAAGACCACCAUCCACGUCAGCGCCAACUACAUCGGGAACUACGCCGCCAACCUGCGGCGGCAGUUCAGCGGGACCAUCUACCAGGAGGUCGCCGCCAUCUGGCAGUGGAACGGCAAAGGGCAGGCGCCGGCGGGGCUGGUGACCGGGAUCGCGCACUACGUGCGGCUGCAGGCGCGGUACGGAACGGUGGAGAAGGUGAAGCCCGGGGACGGCGACCGGUGGGACCAGGGCGGCGGCGUGACGGCGAGGUUUCUUGUGUACUGCAAUCAAUUGAAGAAAGGGUUUGUUGGGCAGAUGAACAGGAAGAUGAGGCACGGGUAUACUGAUGGGUUCUUUCUGGAUUUGCUUGGGAAGCCGGUUGAUCAUCUGUGGAGCAAUUACAAGGAGAGGUACGGAUUGGAAGCAAGAACUCAUCGUCGUCACCAUGAGUAG